This is a messenger RNA of Arachis duranensis, 758 nucleotides long. Its product is annotated as protein PELPK2. The transcript has a single exon. The record is from RefSeq and is a predicted model, not a curated record. The coding region runs from base 104 to 484 and encodes 126 amino acids. Lineage: Eukaryota; Viridiplantae; Streptophyta; Magnoliopsida; Fabales; Fabaceae.
UUGUUCUGAUUCAACUCACCUCAAACACAAUAUUUGCACAUAAAAACAAGUACUUUAAUUAGCUGAAAAGGAACUCAUAAGCCAUAUCACAAAUCUUUCAAAAAUGGUGGCUACAAAGCAUUCUUUCAUCCUUUGCAUGCUACUUGCGUUGUUCUUGUCAAGCCCCAGAAUGAUCCUAGGAGCUCGCCACCUCAUGCAGACACAACCAUCAGCACCACAACUUCCUUCCCUCCCACCACUCCCUAAAGCCACACUGCCACCUUUGCCAUCUCUACCAAGUUUCCCUAAACCUACAACACUGCCACCAUUGCCAAACAUGCCACAACCAACUCAGCCAAAACUCUCAUUGCCACCAUUGCCAAGCACCCAAAUUCCACCACAGUUGCCAAACACAUUGCCACCAUUGGCAACAGCUGCACCUAAAUUGACACUACCCCCUAUGCCAACCAUCCCAACAGCUUUAUCCCCACCACCCUCAAACUAAGAAUGCAGCUUAUUGGCUGGUUCUCCCGAGCGUUUGGAUAUUUUGGCAUGGUGCUAUUUAUAUACAGCUUUUAUUAUUGGAGUGUCAUGUUUGUUUCUGGAUCACAAUCCUUAUUUGGCUUUAUCACAUAGUGUCCUUUUGAGUCCCUGAUAAUUCUGUUUGUACUUUGUAGUUAUUAUUCUGUGUUGUUUGAUAUUUUGAAUAUUUCUUUCUCUCUGUAUUUUGUUUCAUCACUAAUAUUUAUUUAUAAUAUUAUAUGAUUUCUUGUAUUAAA